AUGGUACCUCUUCUCAUUGACUCACACUCGGAUAUGUUUCAGACUUUACUUUACGGGCUUAUACAAAUGCGGAUUGGGCGGGUUGCCCUUACACUCGGCGUUCUACCUCAGAAAAAUUACAAGGACAACCUUCAUAUAUCACUUACAACUAUAAAACUGGGUACACAAAACUUUAGUGAUUGCAAUUGCAUUGGAGAAGGAAGAUUUUGGAAGCUUUAUGAAGGAGAAGUAGAUCAUGCUUAUGAAUGUACCCGCGUUGUUGUAAAGCGGUGGGAUGAAAAGUAUCAUCAAGGACGUAUACAGUUUUUGACGGAGUUUGAAACUCUUCUCAAAUAUAAUCAUGAGAAUAUCAUUGGUCUUGUAGGCUACUGUAACAAAAUGAAUGAAAAAAUCAUCGUUUAUGAGCAUGCCUAUAACGGAAGUCUUGCUAAACAUUUGGACAAUCCUAGUCUUACGUGGAUGAAACGCCUCAAGAUAUGCAUUGAUGUUGCAACUGGAUUAAAAUUUCUUCAUGAAGGUGGUGUAGAGCAACAGGAUUCGAUGAUGCAUAGGGACAUUAGAAGUGGUAGCAUUCUACUUGAUGGUGAUUGGAAUGCUAAAAUUUCUAAUUUGGAAUUCUUUUGCAGAGCAUCAAUUGUUGAAAGAGCUGAACAUGUUUAUGAUAAUGCCGGCACCUCGCUAGGAUACAUUGGCCCAUACUACGAACAACAUGAGGGUUUCUUAUUACAAGAAUCGGAUAUAUAUUCAUUAGGUGUGAUUUUAUUUGAGAUGUUGUGCGGGAGAUUGGCAUGGGAAGAGGGAUGUACGGAUCACUCUCAAUCAUUAGGUCCUUUUGUUGUAAGAUACUACAAUGAAGUAGGCAACCUUGAAAAGAUGAUAUUUGAGGGUAUAAAGGAACAAAUUACCCCAAAAUCAUUGACUACAUUUCAAAUGAUCGCAAUUCAAUGCGUACAUGUUGACUGGUUUGAGCGGCCAGAUAUAGACCAAAUAAUAAUACAGCUUCAAAAGGCAUUGGAAUUUCAGCGCGGUUUGAAUGCUAUAAAAGUUUAA
Helianthus annuus (common sunflower) is the source of this 1050-nucleotide messenger RNA. RefSeq names its product receptor-like protein kinase FERONIA. The transcript has 3 exons. Gene Ontology annotation, cellular component: plasmodesma; plasma membrane. NCBI's taxonomy places the organism in Eukaryota, Viridiplantae, Streptophyta, Magnoliopsida, Asterales, Asteraceae. Gene Ontology annotation, molecular function: ATP binding; transmembrane receptor protein tyrosine kinase activity. Bases 1 to 1050 code for a protein of 349 amino acids. The record is from RefSeq and is a predicted model, not a curated record. Gene Ontology annotation, biological process: protein autophosphorylation.